Messenger RNA from Maudiozyma barnettii, 462 nucleotides. RefSeq lists its product as uncharacterized. Lineage: Eukaryota; Fungi; Ascomycota; Saccharomycetes; Saccharomycetales; Saccharomycetaceae. The coding region runs from base 1 to 462 and encodes 153 amino acids. The transcript has a single exon. The record is from RefSeq and is a predicted model, not a curated record.
AUGAGUGCGCGUGAAAAAGGAAGAAAAUUUUUCACUUUCUUUUUUGUGGACGUUUUCUUGUUUGUUGUGCCCUGCCGCAUCUCAUCGCUUAUCUCAGAGAGGCAGCGCGAGCGAUCCUGCGAGGCAGCGAGCGAGCGAGGGACAGAAAGAGAGAAGGGACCGCAGAGAAGAAAAAAGAAACGUGGAGCGGGCGGGUCCAUGCUGGUGCGCUGUGAUUGCUUUUUCAUGGAGCGUGCUGUGCUGUGCUGUGGUGCGGUGUGUGGGUGGGUGGUUACCCGACAAAUAGCUGAGGGUAUGUCACUGUGCACGGUGUUCGUGCCCUGUGAUAUGAAGAUGUGCACUGGGGGACCCCGAAUGUGUCCACGUGAAAAAUAUUUAGCCGCCCACCCUCAUCAGAUAUAUAAAGCAAGGAGGUUUAAGGGAAGCAGGCUUACUCAAUAUCAUGAUCGUAUCCACUUAUAA